This is a messenger RNA of Microplitis mediator, 3253 nucleotides long. It is a transcript of the gene botv, whose product is annotated as exostosin-3. Lineage: Eukaryota; Metazoa; Arthropoda; Insecta; Hymenoptera; Braconidae. The transcript is spliced from 8 exons. Gene Ontology annotation, cellular component: membrane. The coding region runs from base 336 to 3209 and encodes 957 amino acids. Gene Ontology annotation, molecular function: glycosyltransferase activity. The record is from RefSeq and is a predicted model, not a curated record.
AUAAUAACUUAAAAUUUCAGCAGUAAACACAAUUUUAACCUCACUAUCAAGUAAUUCAUAAAAUUUAAAAUUUUUUAUAUAUUUAAACUAAUUUUUACCUAUCGGUCAUUUCAAAACUUAACUCUUGUGACAAAGAAAUAUUUCAAGUGCAGAAGCAAAAGUAGUAUUUACCUCUUAAUAAUUAUGAGGUGAUUGACAUUGUUAUUCGACAAUUAGAUCUAAUAUUCCAUUGUUCUAAUUGUUUUUCAAGGAAUGACCAGCUAGCCGAUAUCUAUAUAUUUUCUUAUUAAUAUAAGAUAGAGAGAAAUAAAUAAAAUAACUCUCUAAUCAAAAUAAUGGCUGGAAGUACAUUUGAAUCAGCAUCAUUAUUUUAUCAGAACACUAAUCGUCGUGAGAUGUGUUAUUGGAUAACGCACAUCAAAUUAUCAAGAAUUAUUAUAAUAAUGUUAUUGAUAUUAUUCAUCGUGCCAUUAUUCACACAUUAUUAUUUAUCAAAGGUAGAGUCAAGUACAUCCGGUAUGGACAUGCAUCGUACAAAGCUAGAAGCAUUCGAAGACUUCACAUCAAUGAAAGCUUCCGAUCUCAAAUUCCGCAUCGAAGAAAUGCUUCGGAUAAAAGUAUCCGUGAGCAAUGAACUUCGCGAUCUUGAAGCCAAACGCCAGCGUCUUCAACUCGAAAUCUCGGGGUUCAAUCAAAAAAUUGAUGACCUCAAACAAGAAUUGAUUCACCAACAAACGGAUUUAGAUCGGCUGAAAAUGAGUCUCGUUCAAGCACAAGCUGCUCACCGUGAAGCAAUCGAACGCAACACUCCAGAACUAGCGCCACCUCGUCGGAUCUUGAUAAACUCCGUCCCAACAAACGUGAAACUAAAACCAAGCGAAUCAUCGUCUUGCCGCAUGUACAAUUGCUUCGACCACAGCCGCUGUGCACUAACCAGUGGCUUUCCUAUUUAUCUCUACGACCCGGAUGUAUUUUCCGUUAUAAAUCCCACAUGGGACAUUGACGGUUUCUUGCGUACAACAAUAAAACAAACUCUAGGUUAUAAUGCUCAUUUAACCUCAAAUCCCGCCGAGGCAUGCAUUUACAUUCUGCUAAUCGGUGAAGCUUUGCCAUUAAAUCUCCCAGCGGCAAAUCAACAUCAACAGGUUUUCACACAUCCUUUGAGUAUUAAAAAACUCCAUUCACUUCCUUAUUGGGGCGGUGAUGGACGAAAUCACAUCCUACUGAAUUUAGCUCGUCGUGACCUAUCAAUAAAUUCGGGCAAUAUCUUAGACAAUAUAGACACUGGACGUGCAAUCCUAGUCCAAUCAACAUACUUGCGAUCUCAAUAUCGUCCAGGUUUUGAUCUAAUAGUACCGCCAAUUCUUGGCCCACCUGGUGGCGAUGUUUGGCAAGAGUGCGCCCCAAUGGUACCAGCACGUCGUAAAUACUUAUUAUCAUUCCAAGGUGAAAUGAAAACAAUCAAGUCUUCAUUAUCGUCAUCUGGGUCAACCUCGCGACCUAUCGACGACGCGGAAAUAGAUCUCGAGCGUGUCGAAGAUGAAAAUAACCUAGAUAAUUUCAUUGUUCAACAUUUGAACGACAUGAUGUCCGGUGUUAUGGACAAAUUUUUUAUCCAAUUCGAAUGCAUACCCGCGACAGAUGAUCACAGUCACAGAGGAACCAGUAAAAUUACGGACUGGUCAUUGUGCGGAACUGAGUCAUCAAGAAAAGAAAUACUUAAAGAUUCGACAUUCGUACUGAUAUUGGCGCCAAGUAAUUCGACAUUCGUCACGACCUCGACAAUACAAGCGAGAAUAUAUGAAGCACUGAGAUCGGGCGCCAUUCCUGUUAUUUUGGGAGGUGAUCAAAUUUAUUUGAGUUACAAUGAAGUAAUUGCUUGGAGACGCGCGGUCAUUUUUUUGCCCAAAGCCCGUGUUACCGAAAUGCACUUUUUGUUACGUGCGAUACCGGACAACGAUUUGCUGUUCAUGCGACGUCAGGGCAGACUAAUUUGGGAAAGAUACAUGGCUACAGCACAGGGUGCUGUUGACACCAUUGUCGCAUCAAUACGCGAUCGUCUCGGUAUACCAGCAAUUCCUGCAACGCAGUCACCAAGUCCUAGUGUUUUCAAUGAAACAUUCGUGCCAAUAAAGUCGGACGCCAUUGUCGCGGAACCUGAAGCCGAAGAAAGCUUGGGACCGUUGGAACCACCGUAUCCCUCACCCAUAUUCAAACGGAAUUACACGACUAUGUUAAUACACGGGCAUGAAAUUUGGAAUGAAUGGGUUAAUCCUUUUUAUCUCUAUCCCCAAUUACCUUUUGAUACAGUAUUAUCUAGUGACGCUAAAUUUAUUGGGUCCGAAGUUGGGUUCAGGCCGAUCGGCAAAGGGGCUGGUGGGGCAGGUAAAGAAUUUAGCGAAUCACUGGGUGGUAAUUAUCCACGUGAACAAUUCACGAUUGUUAUAUUGACUUACGAACGAGAACAAGUUCUUAUUAAUUCAUUGGCUCGUUUGUAUGGCCUGCCAUAUUUAAAUAAAGUCUUGGUGGUUUGGAAUAGCCCUAAGCCUCCGAUUGAAGAUCUCAGGUGGCCAGAUAUUGGUGUGCCUAUUGUUGUAAUUAAAGCAUUAAGGAAUAGUUUAAAUAAUAGAUUUUUACCAUUUGAUACUAUUGAAACUGAAGCUGUGUUAUCUGUUGACGACGACGCGCAUUUAAGGCAUGACGAAAUAAUGUUUGGAUUUAGGGUAUGGCGAGAACACAGAGAUCGUGUCGUAGGUUUUCCUGGUCGUUAUCAUGCGUGGGAUCAAAAUUAUCACAAUUCAUGGAAUUACAAUUCAAAUUAUUCAUGUGAACUGUCAAUGGUAUUAACCGGCGCUGCAUUUAUUCAUAAACAUUACAUGUAUCUUUAUACUAAUUGGCUACCGCAGGCAAUUAGAGAUAAAGUUGAUGAGUAUAUGAAUUGCGAGGAUAUCGCUAUGAAUUUUUUGGUAUCUCAUUUAACACGAAAACCACCUGUCAAGGUAACAUCUCGCUGGACAUUCAGAUGUCCUGGAUGUCCAGUUUCAUUGUCUGAAGACGAUACACAUUUUCAAGAACGUCACAAGUGUAUUAAUUUUUUCGCUCAGGUAUUUGGAUACAUGCCAUUACUGAAUACUCAAUACCGCGCAGAUUCAAUCCUCUUCAAAACGCGAAUAUCGCACGACAAACAAAAAUGUUUUAAAUUUAUAUAAAAAAUUUUUUUUGUACAUAAAUAAACUAAAUUUGUUUUAUAAAU